Molecule: messenger RNA, 2073 nt
Organism: Candidozyma haemuli
Lineage: Eukaryota; Fungi; Ascomycota; Pichiomycetes; Serinales; Metschnikowiaceae
Gene: FRE7
Product: Fre7p
Exons: 1
Coding region: 1-2073 (690 amino acids)
Biological process (GO): copper ion import; iron ion transport; intracellular iron ion homeostasis
Cellular component (GO): plasma membrane
Molecular function (GO): ferric-chelate reductase activity
Source: RefSeq, a predicted model, not a curated record
AUGAAGUUAAAUGCCUUGUUUCUUUGCAUCCAGCUUGCUGCAGCUUUAGAGUAUUUCGAUAAGGCUGAUUCUGGCUAUAAGGCUUGCGGGUAUGUCCAUCAGGCAGUGGGCAUACCUGGUCUGAGUGGAAGGUACUUGGAAGCAGCUAGGUACUGUAAUGUCGACGACCAGCCUUUCUUGGGCUCCAUGGCGACUUGUUUGGUUAAUACUUUUGAUAGUAAGGACUACGUUGACCAUUACCUUUCCAUGUGUCUGGGAUCAGUUUCCAGAGAACAGUUUGUCAAGGCUUAUAACAAUGCUACAAAGCACCUUAUGAACGGUAGUUUGCCUUCGGCAGCUGAAGAAGCUCAGUAUCGUCCGUUGUACUUCCCCAAAGAGGUGGUUCUUGCUCAGGCUUCUGAUACUUACAACUACGACAGAACCAACAACUAUACCAUCAUCUACGGUUCAAUUCUUACCGCAUACUGGUUUGUCGUUUGCAUUAUUGCUGGAAUUAUUCACUGGACCAAAGCGUUCAUUCCAUCCUUCUCAAACGCCUUGCUUGCGUUUGUUCCAGCAAACUACAUAAGAAGAUUCAUUGUGCUUCCGCCUACUUUCAGCAAGUCCCACUUCAACACCAAGAGACUUGGGCCUAUCGAAUGGCUUAUCCCUCUUAGGCUUGAAUCUAUUCUUUUGGCUAUUUAUUUUAUUCUCAGUGGUGUAUUCUGUGGCACUGAGAUCAACAACGCUUCAGAUAAACCAUUGGAGAUCCAGGUGGGAAACAGAAGCGGUGUUCUUACAACGUUUGCUUUGCCAGUUCUCAUUUUGUUUGCUGGAAGAAACAACUUUUUGCAGUUUGUCACUGGCUGGCAAUAUACCCGCUUUGUUGUUUUCCACAGGUGGAUUGCAAGAGUGACUUUUUUGUUGCUUAUGGUCCAUGUGGGUACCAUGACAAUGACACUUAAAUUCUAUGGUGGCUACCAAGAGUCUUUGAAAGAGCUGUACAUUAUUUGGGGUAUUGUUGCAACCGUUUGCAUGGGCUGUUUGGUUUGGUUCUCCAUGUUUUGGCUUCGCCGUAACAGGUACGAACUCUUCCUAUUUACCCACUACAUCUUUGCCAUAGUCAUGAUCGCAGGCGGUUGGAUGCAUGUCAAAGUAAUGCAAUUGGAAGGUUUCUUUAUUGCUAGUGUUGCUGUCUGGGGUUUGAACUUUUUCAUCAGAGGUGUUCGCUUGGCGCUUUUUGGUAUCCAGGAUGCCACUAUUGAGCUUAAGGCCAACGAAACCAUCAGAGUCAUUGCAAACAGACCAUCAUGGUGGCGCCCACAUCCAGGAAGCCAUGCUUUUGUUCACUUCUUAACACCAACAUCAUUCUGGCAAUCUCAUCCAUUUACCUUGGUUGAUGAGCCAGUGGACGAAGGAACUAUUGGUAUGUAUGCCAAAAUCAAGGGAGGUGUCACUCAUGGACUUUACCAGCAAUUGUUGAAUGCUCCAGAACACAAGGUCAGAAUUAAAGUACUGGUUGAAGGUCCAUACUUUGAAAAGAUGCCUGUUGAGGAUGUUGAAAGAGCAGUCUUUGUUGCAUCUGGUAAUGGUAUUCCAGGCAUGUACGCUGGUGUUAAGGAUUUGGCCAUCAACUAUCCACGCAAGCCAGUCAAGCUCAUUUGGAUUAUCAGAGACUACAUUUCUAUUUGCUGGUUCUACUCCGAGCUUAAACAGUUGGAGUUGCUCAAUAUCGAUAUUGUCAUCUAUGUUUCCAGAGGAUCCAAGGGAGACCUACAAGGUCAUAGCAUUGAAAGAAGCACAUUGAACGAAAAGUCAGAUCAGUCUAGUGGAUCAACGAGAAUUGGUAAUAGCGCAAUUACACUGGUCAGUGAUCUCAAGCAGAGUCUUUCGUUUAUUCAAUUUAUCGACGGAAGACCCAACAUUCGUGCAUUGGUGUCUGAAGAAGUCAUUUAUUCUGGCAAUCACAGUACAGGUUUCGUCACUUGUGGCCAUCCGGCCAUGGUCGACGAUAUAAGAUUGCAAGUUGUCGAUACGCUUGCAGUCGACCCAUCACGGAAGGUUGAGCUCUUUGAGCAGUUCCAGAUGUGGUAG